GCUUAUUUUGACGCCGUAUUGCGCAUCCUUGAUCCACAUUUCGACUCCCAACUUCAGUUUUUCAAGAUGGCGACAAAACUAGUAAAAAGAGAGAACUUGCCGACUAAGUUAUGGGUCGACAAUGAGUUCAAAGAAGGGACUGGAGCUACAGUCAAGCUCGUAAAUCCAAAGGAUGCAAGCACCAUUGCGGAAUUUAAAGGAGCUUCCGAAGCGGACGUCGACAAUACCGUAUCAAUUUCCCAGAAGGCCUUCGAAUCGGGACCCUGGGCAUCGCUGAGCGGUGAAGAGAAAGGAGUUAUUCUGAAUAAGUUUGCUCAACUCAUACUUGACAACGCGUCAGAAAUUGCCUAUUUUGAAAGCGUCUGUUCCGGAAGACCUCUCGCACAAUGCAACUACGAGAUACCUAGGGUUGCAUCAGUCUACAGAUAUUAUGCCGGCUGGGCGGACAAAAUUAGGGGAGACUCGUAUCCACCUGAAGACGGGUUCUACAAGAUCGUUAGACAAGAGCCAUUGGGUGUAUGUGCCGGAAUCACGGCGUGGAACGGAUCCCUCCACUUCUUGGCUUGGAAAAGUGCGCCAGCACUAGCAUGCGGUAAUACGGUCAUCAUCAAGCCAUCAGAGAAGUCUCCCUUGGGCACUCUCGCUGUAGCAUCUCUAAUCAAGGAAGCCGGUUUCCCGCCUGGAGUUUUCCAGGUUCUCCCAGGAGGAGGAGAUGUAGGAGCCAUCCUGAGCAGCCAUAUGAAAAUUGCCAAGAUAUCUUUUACUGGAUCCACUUUCACGGGAAGAAAGAUACAGGAUGCUGCAACAAAGAGCAACUUGAAGCGGGUGACUUUGGAGCUAGGAGGGAAGUCGCCGGCACUCGUCUUCGAUGACGCAAGUUUGGAGAAGGCGGUGUUUUGGUGUACAAUUGGGAUCGCCACAAAUGCAGGCCAGGUUUGUGCGGCUACCACUAGGCUAUUCGUCCAAGAAGGAAUUGCCGACAAGUUUUUGGCGGCACUGAAAGGAAGCUUCGAAGCGAUUACAAAGACUCUCGGAUCUGAUCCUCAGGAAAUGACCACUACAUAUGGUCCUCUAGUAGACAAGAUCCAGUAUGAUAAAGUGCGAGGUUUCAUCGAGGAGGGAAAGAAGUCGACAGAAGUCAUCAUCGGAGGAGAAGAGUACACGAAAGGUGGAUACUUCAUAGGCCCUGUGAUCUUCAAGAACCCAUCCGAGGAGGCGAAGAUCUACCGAGAAGAGAUAUUUGGUCCGGUUCUGUGUGUUCGUACUUUCAAGACCGAGGAGGAGGCCAUCCAGCUUGCCAAUGACACCGACUAUGGUCUUGCAGGAGCGAUAUACACUCAAGACGUGAACAGAGCCUUACGAGUAGCUAGCAAAGUUCGAGGCGGAACAAUUGGCAUCAACUGCACGUCCGUGGUAGGGCCCCAGGUUCCGAUGGGCGGAUUCGGCUCUAGCGGAUACGGCCGGGAACUGGGUGAGUAUGCUAUCCGGCACUACACGGAAACGAAAGCAAUCUGGAUCAACAUGAACUGAAUUGAUUGGGGGGAAAGCGAGAUGGACGGUGGCCACCUCGUGAGGUUGUGGCGAGGUUGAUGAGAAACGGCAAGCACGACUAAGAAAGCGGUAACAUCGACUACUGGCCAUCCUGAGUUACAGGGUGGAAAGGAGCGAAGAAACAAACUCGACUUGGCGUUCAUGAGAACACGUAGGAAUCUGGAAGUAUUGGAUUGCUAAUGUUGCCGUGGUGUUUACGAGCCCCUAGACUAGAAGAGGCACUAUCGCCGCUACUCGAUCCUGGACUGCAGGCAGCAGUAUCACCUUCAAGGUUGGGGCUGCUUCAAAAAUGUGAACAGUUGAUGGCAG
This is a messenger RNA of Mytilinidion resinicola, 1860 nucleotides long. Its product is annotated as aldehyde dehydrogenase. The transcript has 7 exons. Gene Ontology annotation, molecular function: aldehyde dehydrogenase (NAD+) activity. The record is from RefSeq and is a predicted model, not a curated record. The coding region runs from base 67 to 1530 and encodes 487 amino acids. Lineage: Eukaryota; Fungi; Ascomycota; Dothideomycetes; Mytilinidiales; Mytilinidiaceae.